AUGAAGGCGCCACAAACAGGAGAAGAGGAGGAUCCAUCGCUUUUUGUCUGUGAAGGCGAAGGUAAGGACAAUGCGAGGCCUGAUGUAGGUGACGUAAGCAUUCUUCGCAGUGCUGCUUUAUUAGAGCAGCGCUGCGCAGAAGUGUUUAUGUCGCGUCGCGUCGCAAUUCGGUUUGACAAGAGGACAAUUGGGCUUGUGACCAUGGAUACUUCACCUGUGCGACAGGGAAGUCUGUUGGUUGCAAGGAUGGUUGGUAGCAGGAGAGAGCAAAGGGAAGUGCGCUGCGAGUACUAUGUGAUCGUAUGUUCUCUAUAG
This is a messenger RNA of Eimeria maxima, 315 nucleotides long. RefSeq lists its product as hypothetical. The record is from RefSeq and is a predicted model, not a curated record. Bases 1 to 315 code for a protein of 104 amino acids. Lineage: Eukaryota; Apicomplexa; Conoidasida; Eucoccidiorida; Eimeriidae. The transcript is spliced from 3 exons.